UAUGUAGUGCAGUCUCGGCGUGUUCGCGAGCGAGUGCGAAAGAGAGAAAGAGUCGCGCGGCGCUGAGAUAUCCGAGCGAGUGCGAGCGAGAGUGCCGGAGUGUAUGGUAUAGUUGCAUGAGGGAGCAGCACAACACACAACGCACACACUUACGUACACGGAUAAUAUUAUAUAUCGCCGGAGUGCCUGAGUAUAUACGCCAGCGAGUCGGAGAGGCACAGCAGCAGCAGCAGCACAGCACGUGUGGUUACAGGCGCUCCGAUGUGUCGCGCUCUCACUCGUCGCCGCGAAUUCGCGCAGUUCUGACGACUCGCUCGCGUCAAUUGUAUCGUGCAUAGUACACCUUUUGCGAGGCUGCCUUCUUGCCUAUCGCAGUGCGAGCAUAGCAGCUGUGCGAUCUAGCAGCCGAAAAGUCAACAAACAAACGAAAAAGAGUAAUACCGUGCGCGCGCGUGUGUGUGCCGAGCAUAGAAACGAUCGCUGAUCGGGGCGCAGUCGGAUACGCGCCGCAGGACCUUCGCGAGUGCGUGUGUAUAACAUAUACAAUCUCGAGUCGCUCUCGAGAAAAAGAGAGCCAAAGAGAGACGAGUCUCGAGAGUGAGUGAGACAGGGAGAGCCCAGAGCCCAGAGCCCAGAGAGAAUCUGCGAAAGAGAGAGAAAGAUAGAUCCAAGAGAAUGGAGCACCAAAUUCGCGAGCAGCAGCUGCCGUGCGCCCGACUCUGUCACAUCAUCAAGUGGGAGGACUUUGACGGCUACGGCUUCAAUCUGCACGCGGAGAAGGGCCGCCAGGGCCAGUUCAUCGGCAAGGUCGACGAGGGCUCGCCCUCCGAGGCGGCGGGUCUGCGCAAGGGCGACCGCAUAAUCGAGGUCAACGACGUCAACAUCACCGGCGAGACGCACAAGCAGGUCGUCGAGCGCAUCAAGUCGCUGGCCGGCGAGACGCGGCUCCUCGUCGUCGACCAGCAGGCCGACGAGUACUUCAAGACCAACAACAUGCCGAUCAAGGGCUCGAUGCCCGGCAUCAGGAAGCUGCGCACGCCCGACAAGAGUCCGCAUCAGCUGCUGCAGGAGGAGCGGGACGCCGCCCUCGCAGCCGCCGCUGCCGCCGCCAACAACGCCGCCGCCGCGCCCAACAAGCAUCGCAACGGCCACCAGAACUCGAGCAUGAACAGCGACAGCCUGUCGAACGACUCGAGCGAUCACCAUCAUCAUCAGCAUCACAGUAUACACGACGAGUACGGCAACGGAACGUCCCGAAUGAUCCAGGACGAGGACGCGACGUCCGUCAAGUCGUCCGUGAGCGGCAACAGCAAGCACGAGCAGCAGAGCGCCACGACGACCAUGUCCUCGCCCUCGCAGCUGGACCUCUCCGUCACGGACUCGCCGAGCAGCGGUGCGGGCACGACGACGACGACGACGACGUCGACAACCCUGAACCUCGGCAUGAGCGCCAAAGAGCUCAGAGCUAAACUGGCUCAGCGCAAAAAGUACGAUCCCAAGAAGGAGUCGCUCAAUUUCAAGGAUAAAUUCGAUAUCGUGCAAAAACUUUGAGGCGGCAGCAACAUAAAAACUUAUCAUAAUGUACUCGCGCGCGCCAUAUUAUAUAGAUAUCAUUGUGUAAGAUCGAUCGAUUCGCGUUUUCUUUUGCCUGCGCCGUUUUCGGGCGGGAGAGGAAAACGCGAACGAUCACGUGUAUUACAUGGACGCGCGAGCGCAUUUUUUUCGAUCAUCGCUCAGUCUUUGCCGUCGUCGUCGUCGUCGUCAUCGUGAUUGCAUGCAGGAAGUGCGCGACUGGCGGCUAGCCUUUUCUAGUUGUUGUUGCUUAUUGUGUAAGUAGUGCGUAUAACGAUACAUCGCUCCGAGUAUCGAGAUGUACGGUGACUCGUUACUUUUUUUCCGUUUCUUCGGCUGCGAUCUUUAGCAGCUUGAAAAAAGAAAAGAAAAAGAAAUGUCCGAAAUAAAGAGCUAAUGAAUCGCUGUCGGCGAUCGAUCGAUCGAUUCCAGCACCGAAUCUCGGACUCCGUGGCGUGCUUAUUAAGCUCGCGAUUAUCGCCAUCGCCGCCACCGCCGCAAAUACAGCAGCGAUUAUUACUCGAUUAUAUGUACGCGCGCGGCUUAUCAGCCGAUUGGCCAUAUAACUGACGUACUUAUUAUACGUGGCUCGCUGGACUUACGCAACUCCGCUCGGUUUCGCCAAUUAUCAAAAGAUCUAGCACCUGCACGAGAGAUCGCUAUAUAUAUUGUAUCGUGCAUGUGUGUAUAGGAGCACUAGUACGCUCUGUGUCCGCGACUGCUUCGAUACUUAUACACACACACACAUGUGCACGAUACACAUAACACGCGAUUCGGAUUGCCGAGUCUCGAGCGCGCGCAAUACGAUUGCGACGACGACGACAGCGACGAUGCAUAUGAGUGGCGACGACUACACGACGACGACGACGACGAUCAUGCGCGUCUGUUUAUGUGCAACAUGUGUUUAAUAUGUGUCAUCCUGAUACAGGUGCGUGUCAUUGUGCACACGCUUACACAUGUAGCGCUGUCGAAAAUAGCUCACCUGUAUCGCCGCGAUCAUUCGCGCAACGGCACCUCUGGAAAAUUGACGCAUUUUUUCCUGGCUUCGUAAAUAUUAGCGCGAGCACGUCAAGCUCGUCGUAAGACGUUUUUACACGGCUAUGAGAACCUCUCGCCCGGGCAACGAAAUUUUCCAAUGUAAUAAAUUCCAAUUUUACGCAUGGUAUAUUGUAAUUUCUACGAUACUUCGUGAGCUUUUUUUUCCGUGAGAAAAUUGAAAGCUCUCCGAUGAGUAAUCAUUACGAUGUUGCUAUGUAUUAACGAGAGAGUAUAUAAGUGCAAUUUUUCGAUUAAUCUCUCAGUAAUGUAGUGGAGAGUAACCGAACAUUCGUUAAUGAUGAUUCGAGAAAGAUAUAAAUAAAAAAAGCCACAUCGCUAUAAUAUCGCAAUCGAGUAUCGCGCGCUCUUCGUAUAUAUUUAUAUACAUGUAUACAGACAGACAUUCCUUUGCUCUGCAACACUUUCGAUACAUUCGCAAAUUUUUUUACUCCUGAGAUUACACAUGAUAAAUGUACGUUAUCGUCGUACGUUUCAUCGGUCAAAACUCAAAACAAAUUUUUAUAUUCGUUAAUUAAUUUCUGUCCGGAUAUUGAAGAUCCUCGACCAAAUUUCAAUCGUAAUAAUUAUUUUAAUUAUUUACAAAUCAUCAUUAUAAUUUAAUGAUUAUUAACUUUCAGUACCACUAUUAUUAUUACUAUUAAUAUUAUUAUUGCAAUUCAAUAAAUGUAGUUUUUAUUUUUUAAGAUGUAAGUUGUCAUAUUGUACUUGUUAAUCGUAUUGUUACUGUAUUAUUGUUGAUCGAUUAUGAUAUGUAUUGUGUAAAUAAUGUGUAAGAUGAAUAUUGUAAUAAACGAAAUUACACGCGUGCAUAAAAUAAUAAUGCAUAAUAUGUACAUUAUGUGGCCACUUUUUAGCAUCACAUCGCAAAUGCUUAACUUUGACAAAAACAAUUAUACUUAUGUAAAAAUACCGAUACAA
Trichogramma pretiosum is the source of this 3549-nucleotide messenger RNA. RefSeq names its product Na(+)/H(+) exchange regulatory cofactor NHE-RF1. Lineage: Eukaryota; Metazoa; Arthropoda; Insecta; Hymenoptera; Trichogrammatidae. The transcript is spliced from 2 exons. Gene Ontology annotation, cellular component: apical plasma membrane. Gene Ontology annotation, biological process: protein localization to plasma membrane. Gene Ontology annotation, molecular function: protein-membrane adaptor activity; protein binding. The record is from RefSeq and is a predicted model, not a curated record. Bases 676 to 1551 code for a protein of 291 amino acids.